Messenger RNA from Teleopsis dalmanni, 1745 nucleotides. RefSeq names its product protein prenyltransferase alpha subunit repeat-containing protein 1-B (gene temp). Gene Ontology annotation, cellular component: cytoplasm. Gene Ontology annotation, molecular function: protein prenyltransferase activity. The coding region runs from base 73 to 1251 and encodes 392 amino acids. The record is from RefSeq and is a predicted model, not a curated record. The transcript has 3 exons. Gene Ontology annotation, biological process: protein prenylation. NCBI's taxonomy places the organism in Eukaryota, Metazoa, Arthropoda, Insecta, Diptera, Diopsidae.
UGAAUAAAUUCUUUUAUGUAUAAAAAUUAAAAUUUGCAACUUAUCAAAAACAGAAAUAUAAAUUAAGCAAAUAUGGAUUUGGACGAUGACAAUGAGCAAGAAGUGCUUUGCGAGAAGAUUAUAAACGACAUCCAUGCCGUUUUUGUCAAGGACGCCGAUUUAUCAUCGUUUGAAAUUAUACCCACACUACUUAAUCAAAAUAAAUCGCCAGUAAUACAUGUUGAUCACAAUCUUGGUCUGGAAUCGUGGUGUGCACAUCAUGUGUACGAUCACGCGCACAAAACAAUUAUUGCAUAUCGUCGAUACCAAGCAAAUCGGUAUCUACAGCAAAGUGACACAUUAAUCAAGUACCUGAAUGUAGCGCUUCUAAUUAACCCUGAUGUGACGACGUUUUGGCACAUAAGGCGACAAUUGGUGCAAAAAAAUCGACUCAAAAUCAAUUGUGAAUUUCAAUUUUCUGCGAUAAUUUUAACAAAGAAACCAAAGUCAAACGAAGCAUUCGCCUAUCGUCGUUGGUUGUUUUCUUUCCAGAGCUCAGAAUCAAUUGAUUGGCCAUAUGAGAUUGGAAUUUGCGAACGUUGUGCUGAUCGCUGCUCUAGUAACUAUCAUGCGUGGUCACAUCGACAAUGGGUGCUAAAUAAUGCACCCUUUCUGAUAAAGUCGGAAUUGAUGCGCUCUGAGAAAUUCAUGCAAAAACACAUAAGUGACUACAGCAGCUAUCAUUAUCGACAAGUGGUCAUAUCGCGAGCAUAUGAUAUGUGUUAUUAUGAUGCAGAAGAUAUGAACAAUUUAACUAGUCUCAAAGAACUUAUUGGAUAUUAUAUUAUAACGGAUAUACAGAAUACAGAUGAUAUUUUGGAGAAACUUUUGCCCAAUGUAGACCAUACGACUGUGGGUGAGCAGCGCUUAAAAUCAUUUUUGUAUUGCUGUAAUUUAGCAGCACACGACAUGCGACUCUGUGACGAUCAAAAAAAUAUGUAUGGUGAACGAGAAUCCUUUGAAUUGCAUCGCCGAGCUUCGUUGAAGUUCAUUGUGGAGCAUUGCGUGCGUAUUUUGUUGGGUGCAAAUUGCAGUCUGAAUGCACAGCCUGUAACGCCUGCUCUAGCACAAAAGUUCCAUGCACAACUAAAGAAAUUCGACUAUAACUCUAGCAGUUUUCUUUCAGCGCUUAAGCGUUCUGAAAGCCUGCUUGGUGAGAGACAUCGAAAAUGGUGUGCAAUGAAUUUGGGUUUUAAUUAUGAGUCGACGUAAAAAGCUUCGACUCAUAAAAAUUAAUUUGAAUUUAUAUUUAAUUCGUGUUAAGAUGGUUGAACUCAUUUUGGAGUUUAAUUUUUAGCAAUUUUUUUUUUAUUUAGUUGUUUUUUUUUACUUUUCUUAUAGACAAUUAUCCUAUUAAUAUUUUGCCAUUUAAGUGUAAACAGUUGCCUCAAUUUUAUAACUAAAUUUAUAAUGAAACAUAUACGAUGAAACAAAGAAAAACAAAUCAAAAUAAAAAAGUUUUCAUGUGAUGAUAAAUGACCCUCAGACUAGUUAAGAUAAAUGAUUGUUUAAAAUGAAAAGUUGUUUAUAUGAAGAAAAUAUUACUUUGAAAGUGUUCAAUUAGUGGUUUUAAAUGAUAUCUUUAUAUAAAAUGUUUAAAUUUAAUUAAUUAUGGAUUCUCCUAAAAUUUCUAUCUCUUUCUUAAAGUUUAUGUCAGUUAUAUUAAAAUUCAUUCUCUUAAAGACAAGCGACAUUAUCACGUUUUU